AUGUGUCAACAAUAUUUCACCAUUUACUCGUGGUGCCAUUGCGAGGAAGCGGCGGGCGAGCACUACUGCACCGAGCGCAACCGCGACAGCUGUUCCAGCAUUGACGUCAAGACGGUCCACAUGCAAUGUUUCUGCCACCUGCAUGCCACGCGCGGCUUCAAGUCGGAGCGGAAGUGUCGCAAGCACGAGCGUAAGCAGGAGCGCAAACGCCUCGGCUCCAGCAGCGAAAAGAGCUCGCUGGAGCCUCGGCGCAAAUGGUAUCAUUUUCACUUCCGAUCGCGGACAUUUUAA
Messenger RNA from Aspergillus homomorphus CBS 101889, 291 nucleotides. RefSeq lists its product as uncharacterized. The transcript is spliced from 2 exons. The coding region runs from base 1 to 291 and encodes 96 amino acids. Lineage: Eukaryota; Fungi; Ascomycota; Eurotiomycetes; Eurotiales; Aspergillaceae. The record is from RefSeq and is a predicted model, not a curated record.